Molecule: messenger RNA, 822 nt
Organism: Liolophura sinensis
Lineage: Eukaryota; Metazoa; Mollusca; Polyplacophora; Chitonida; Chitonidae
Product: proto-oncogene tyrosine-protein kinase ROS-like
Exons: 6
Coding region: 22-822 (266 amino acids)
Molecular function (GO): protein binding
Source: RefSeq, a predicted model, not a curated record
UCAUGCAUACAGGGAUGCAACAUGGCAGUGGAUAUCUAUGCUCAAGAAAUGACAGAUAUCCUGUCCCCAUUGAUGGUCAGGCCUGUGUUAAUACGAGACACUGAAACUGAGUCAUCUGUCCAGCUCAAGUGGGAAUCUAAAAUCCUGCCCAAUGUCACCUAUCUUUUACAAGUGAAAAAUGUUGAUAUGUCCUCUGAUUGGGCAAUAUUCAACCAAUCAGAGUUUAUUUCCAAGCAGCAUAUUUCUGUGACAAAUUUACAGCCGUUUACAACAUAUCAGUUUAGAGUUUUAGCAGUUAUAGCAAAAAAUACUUUUCUAGAGUCAAAUGAGAGUUUCCCAAUUACAACAAAAGCAUAUGGAGCCCCAGGGGAUGCUCCUCAAAUAACCAGCUUGACGACCCCGUCCCCGACUGUGAUUUCCAUUAGCUGGACGCCACCCCACAGGCCAAACGGGCCAUUACUAGUGUACAAGGUGGAGGCCGUCCCAUACAACAGAGACCGUCUGCGCUCUGUCACUAAGGAGGUACCCGCUAACUCCACCAGCUGGACAUUUGCCCAGCUACAGCCUUCCACCCUCUACACCCUGUCCCUGUCAGCCAGAAACCUGCUGGGGGAGGGGCCAGCCGUGAUGAAGAACAUAACCACACCCAACCCCGGCAAUCUAUCUCAAAGAGAGACUCCCUACUUGAUCCUGGGGGCAGAUAACAUGGUGCUAAGGCAGAGUCUGAUCAGCCUACAGUCUCAGUCUGUCACCCUACACAAGGACCAGAAUACUAGUAUACUCAUGACAGAAUCUGUUGUCAAGAACAUGUUGCAGUAUUGA